AUGGGGAGCCUGGCGACGGUCGAGCAUUACGAUUCGAAAAACCAAGAUGAGCACACGUGUCACCAGAUCCAAAGCGCGCAGGAGGAUGGCGGCUCUACAGGAACCUCGCCCGGGGCAAGGAUAGUCGGAGACCCGGCCUACCCGAGCUCCGCGGCGGGCCCUGGAGCGGACCCGCGACGAGGACUCCGCACCAGAACCCGUGGUGAGCUCCGACAGCGACGUGGAGGUGGUCGGCGAUCCCGCCGUCGAAGAAAGAGAGUGGCGGCUCCGGAAAGCGGCGGCGGGCGAUCGGAUACCGCGCGGGACGACGGACGUCGGAGGAGAGGAACUCCCGAGGGGCCACGCCGAGGAUGUUUGUCGGGCCACCGAGGAGACUCGGAAACGGUUCCGGGACCGGGAACCGGCGGACGAGGAGCAGCAGCGGUCGACGGAGGAGGAGGCGUGAUGGCAGAUCCGGCUGCGGCAGGACCACGGGGCGGCGGCGGCGCGAUGGCAUGCCCGUCUACGAGAGGCGGAGGAAGAGGAGCGACGUACGCGGCCGAGGAGCCCAGUCCGAGGAGCGAGGAUGGGGACGAGCCAUGCGCGCUAUCCCCUCCGCGGUGGUUGCCGGAGGUGCCACCCACUCCCCGCUACGAGGGGGAGUGGCUCACGGAGGAAGCCCGAGACAGCGACGGAGGAUACCCGUUGGCCACGCCGCCGUGGAGGCCGGCGCGGCCACCCACGCCUCGAAACCCCGAGCCACAGCGACCGAAGGAGCCAACGCGAACGGAGGAAUCGACCGCGCAGCCGAUGCCACAACCGCAGGAGGAGGCAGUCCACCAGGCACAGGCGGAGGAGCCGUCGGUGGUGCGGACGGAGGUGCCGGCCGCGCACGUUAGCCACAGCACGCGGGCGUUCGUAGCCGAGGGCGUGCGAUGGCGACAGCAGACGCUGGUAUGGACAUGGCCCGAGGGUAUCGACGAAGGAGGAGCCCAGGAUAUGGGAGGAGGGGGUACCCAAGGUGAAUCCUCGGGAUCCCCGGACGAGAGGCCGGCAGGAUGCGUGGGUCCCGCCAACACCGAGCACGGGCCCGCCAACACCGGCGACGACGGCAACGUCGGGGGAGGUGGAAUCGCUGGAGAAGGGACCUUGGGUGUGGCCCGAGCCACCGGCAACCCAAAGACCUCCGUUGCAGCGCCAAACUACGACGCCCGGAUCGACGCGCCCGCGGCCGCAGUUCAUGCGGCAGGUAUCGGCGCCGGAGGGAUGCGGUUGGCGCGAGAUCGCCAGGAGCGAGAGGCCGGAGGGAAUAGAGGAGGCACCCGCGGUCGCGACGGCACGGCGGAAGGGCGGCAGGCGUUGCGUUCUGGUCAGCGAAGGCGGACGACGGUACCGG
Drosophila suzukii is the source of this 1375-nucleotide messenger RNA. NCBI's taxonomy places the organism in Eukaryota, Metazoa, Arthropoda, Insecta, Diptera, Drosophilidae. The record is from RefSeq and is a predicted model, not a curated record.